GAAUCUGACCUCCGUCGAGUUGAUUCAUGUUUACGUUUGUAGGUUACGUUCUCUCAGCGUCCAGCCAGGACAACACUUCAAGACCAUCUGUGGGAACCGAGGGUCACAGCGGGAACCAGAGGAAACGCUUUUUGAAGGUCAGCCUAAGCUGUCAGAGCGGGGAGAGGUCGGCAUUCUGUUACCAUGGUAACGGUCCCAUACAUAUAGGCUGAUUGGGCAUUAAUUGCAGGUGGAGUGUGGAGGGGAGAUGAGGUUCUUCACCGGUUUCUCAGCUGUGGAGCACAGUGGAAUCUAAGGAGGCUUUUAGAGCAAAAAUUCCCUGUUAGAAAGAGGUGUGGAGACAAACAGCUGCAACGUCUUCUAGCACCAAUUUCCUCAUAAAUGUAGCACUAACACUACGGGAUGGGACUACCUGUGGACAGCCCAGACAGAAAUAAUAAUGCACACAAACAUGAACAGCAGGGAGUGGAAGAAGGAGGUGAAAGCCAAACAGAGACCUGUUUUCCCAUCCAGCUACCACCUAUCACCAGGAAGAGAAAGAAAUACAAGAGGAGAUUGGCUAUCAACCUCACCAACUGCAAAUAUGAAAGUGUGCGACGAGCUGCCCGCAAGUACGGCCUCAGGGAGGCGAUGGAGGGUGAAGACUGGGCUCUGUUUUGGACUGACUGCUCUGUGUCUCUGGACCGUGUUAGGGACAUGAAGUGUUACCAGAAAAUAAACCAUUUCCCAGGCAUGAGUGAAAUCUGCAGGAAAGAUUCUCUGGCCAGGAACAUGAACCGAAUGCUGAAACUUUUCCCUAAAGACUACAAUAUCUUCCCCAGAACAUGGUGCCUCCCUGCAGACUACAGUGACUUUCAAGCCUAUACCAGAGCCAAAAAACACAAGACUUUCAUCUGUAAGCCAGAUAUGGGUUGCCAAGGUAAAGGCAUCUUCAUCACUAAAUCCAGUAAAGAUAUCCAACCUGGAGAACACACAAUCUGUCAAGUUUACAUCUCUAAGCCUUUCAUAAUUGACGGAUACAAGUUUGACCUGCGGGUUUAUGCGCUGGUGACGUCAUGUGACCCAUUCAGCAUAUUCAUUUUCAAGGAAGGUUUGGCUCGCUUUUGCACCACAAAGUACAAUGAGCCUACGCAAGGUAACUUGGACAAUGUGUGCAUGCAUCUCACCAACUACUCCAUCAACAAGAACAGUGAGAACUUUGUCCGUGAUGAGGACUUUGGCAGCAAACGAAAGCUGUCCAACCUCAACACGCACCUCAGACAUGUCAACUGCAACCCAGAGACGAUGUGGAACGACAUUGAGGACAUCAUCAUUAAGACUCUGAUAUCCGCUCACCCCAUCCUGAAGCACAACUACCACACAUGUUUUCCUACCCACACCACUGGCAGUGCCUGUUUUGAGAUCCUGGGCUUCGAUGUGCUGCUGGAUCACCGACUCAAACCCUGGCUGCUGGAGGUGAAUCACUCUCCGAGUUUCACCACCGACUCUCAGCUGGAUCGAGAGGUGAAAGACGCGCUGCUGUACGACACCCUGGUUCUUAUUAACCUGGGGGCCUGCGACCGUCGGAAGAUCACCAUGGAGGAGAGACGCAGGGUAAAGGACAGGCUGCAGCAAAACCGCUCCAGAGAAGCCAGGACAACAGAGCUGCGACAGUGCCAAGCAGCCAUGGUGGAACAGAUGGAGGAGUACGAGGCCAAACACCUGGGGGGCUUUAAACGGAUCUACCCAAGAGAGGGGGGCGAGAAAUACGACAAGUAUUUCAAACACAGCAGCUCGCUCUUUCAGGAGACGGCUGCGUCCAAGGCCAGAGAAGAGUGUGCCAGGCAGCAGCUGCAGGAGCUGCGUCUAAAGCAGGAGCAGAAGGACCUGCACUUGAAGGGCAGCAGAAGGAGAGACUUGCAGGGGGAGACAGCAGGAGAGAGGGUCAAACCCCAGCAAGCAUCAACACAACCUCCUCGUGACCUGCUGCCUUCGGGUCUGUCCAAUGAGGAAGCUCAGUCCUCUCUUUCUGGAGCUCUUUGGUGUUUAGAAGCUGCAGAUGUCCAACUGGAGGAGGUGAAUGAGGCAGAGGAGCAGGAGCGUCUUGACUCCCUGCUCCAAAGAAAGAAACUAGUUGAGGGUUUGGGGGUUGUGGGCCAGGUCCAUGAGCUACUGCAGAACCGGACAGAGGGAGCGGGGGUCUGGCAUUGCUCCACAGAAUCUGGACACUCCCACCAGAGUAAACAGCAGAGAAAAGAGACGGACUUCUUGACACAGUUCUCUCAAAGAACAAUGCAGCAGCAACAGCAGCAGAUCACACAGCAGCAGCUCCACUCGCGCUUGACUCACCAGCAGUUGCUCAGGCCCACAAUGGAACAGAGGAGCCUGAACGAGCCCUCCUGCCUCCAGUUAGAAGCCGAGAGCCACAGCGGGAUGGGAGAAACGCGCAGGACCUCUAGCACCCAGCUGGGACCCUGUUCGGAUAGAGUCCAUUCCCAACACAACACAGUUACCAGCCGUUUGCAUGUCACAAAGUCCAGAGGAAGGGUCCCCAUUAUAAACCAGCUCCCUAAAGGGGGUCUGCCCUGUGCCAACAAGUCCCACCAUCCCUCAGACCUUCAGAGCCUCCUCAUCGUCUCCACGCGCAUCCCACUGCUCAGCAGGCCUGGCUUCUCUCACGUCGUCCACAGCUCCCCCCGCAGAGCCCCUCAGCUCGGUAAAGGACUCUGAGGAGCAGGACCGCUGACCUCUGAAGCCCCUCGAAUGAGAACUGGGAAUCCAGACCUGCUGCCAAUCUUUCCAGAAUUUGUUAAAGCACCUGGGAGGUGAAGGCGGAGUAAUAUUUAACUGUGAAAUUAUAGUAAAAUACACCGUGCCUGUAUGAAAAA
Messenger RNA from Girardinichthys multiradiatus, 2867 nucleotides. It is a transcript of the gene ttll6, whose product is annotated as tubulin tyrosine ligase-like family, member 6. Gene Ontology annotation, biological process: protein polyglutamylation; microtubule cytoskeleton organization. Gene Ontology annotation, cellular component: cilium. The coding region runs from base 403 to 2709 and encodes 768 amino acids. The transcript is spliced from 18 exons. The record is from RefSeq and is a predicted model, not a curated record. Gene Ontology annotation, molecular function: tubulin binding; tubulin-glutamic acid ligase activity. Lineage: Eukaryota; Metazoa; Chordata; Actinopteri; Cyprinodontiformes; Goodeidae.